AUGCAAAGCCCUGAGUUGCCUGGAGGCUCCGGCCCCUUAGGCCCCGUGACAAGUGCCAAAGGCCACGGGGUGGCUUGGACUCCCAGACCCGCAAGGCUCGAUCCUCAGACUGCAGAGCCCAGACCGGGCCCAGCAGGAGAGCUGCCUAGAGACGAGCCGCCAGGCCGGCUGGCCAGGACUCAGGGACCCGGGCCAGCAGCUAGCUCCACAGCCAUCUGCAAAGGCAGCCGUGUCUUAAAGCAAAUCCCUUUCCUUUGUUGCAAAGGUGUAGAUACUUUUGUAUAUUUGUAUGGAACUUUGAAAAGGCAAAAACCUCUGUAUAUUUUGCAUCUGUACUGA
Rangifer tarandus platyrhynchus (Svalbard reindeer) is the source of this 339-nucleotide messenger RNA. Lineage: Eukaryota; Metazoa; Chordata; Mammalia; Artiodactyla; Cervidae. The record is from the annotation of a GenBank genome assembly.